Molecule: messenger RNA, 3740 nt
Organism: Geodia barretti
Lineage: Eukaryota; Metazoa; Porifera; Demospongiae; Tetractinellida; Geodiidae
Source: the annotation of a GenBank genome assembly
UGCACCUUUCCAAAUACAGAUAACUCUUUCUCUGACACGUACAAUGACACACAUGUAAUAAUAUGCACCCAUAGCAAACACACACUACAUUAGUGAGCAGCAAGUUUGUUUCUGUUUCCCGCCACUCGGUCUAAUGAUGGUCCCAGUAAUUGUAGUGGGAGCUGAUGAUCGAGUGCUCCUGGUCCUGUGGAGGUAGUGAACCAUCUUCUCAAAUGACUCCAUCACGUUAUCUCCUGUCUUGGCAGAGGUGAAAAAACUGAGCUGGGUCCCGAGGAUGUCACAACGGGCCCUAAUACUCUCAUGUUCCACCUCCAACGGAAGGUCAGACUUGUUGCCAACCAGAGCAAACACAAAGGAGUCCAUGUCCACCACGUCUGCCGCACUCUCAACCCAUUCCUGCAAGUUCUCAAACGUGUAGCGGUCCUCUACACUGUACAUCAAGAUGGCUGCGUCAGCGUGUCGGUAGAAAUUGGCAGUCAGUGUCCGAAAUCUCUCACCUCCUCCAGUGUCGUGCAGGUAGGCCUUUACUUCCUUUUCGUCCACAGUUACUUUGUGCUCUAGAUGAUCCACACCCAUGCUCAUGGCGGUAUUUUCCGUGUCCACGAAUUCUCCCUGCCUCACCUGCAGGAACCACGUCGUCUUCCCCACUCCCGGGUCCCCCAGCAACACGAUCUUGUACUCCGAGUCAGCAGCCGUCGCCAUCUUUUGCCACCGCCCCGCACGAGCCACGCCCUUUCUAAACAUGUAGCUAUCGUCGACCCUUGACCCUCAAGCCCUGGACCCACGUGGCAGAAGUCUUUGCCACUGCAAGAUCUUUAACUAUGUAUAAACGACAAAGGUCGGAGGCUGCAGUUUCAACAGUGGGUGAAGACGCUAAAGGGGCGGCAGACGAUCUGCAUAUUGACCCGUCGACAGAGAUACGUGUGUCGGAGGACGAGGAGAACCUCUCUGGAGAGGACAGCGAGUUCUCAGAGCUCUCCAGUGAGCUGGACACUGAACCAGAGGAUCUGGACCCUGAGGAUGAAGGAGAGAGUGGGGAAGAGGUAGGGAGUGGGGAAGAAGAUGAAGAUGAGAGCGAGCGGUUUGCCAAGUCAUGGCUGGAAGCAGAGGAGACAGACACCUCUGAUGAAGAGGAGGUGAGGAACACUGUCGGGAACAUUCCUCUGGAGUGGUACGACGACUACCCCCACCUCGGAUACGAUCUGGACGGAAAGACCAUCUCAAAACCAGCACGAAGAGACGAGCUGGAGGAGUACCUGGCGAGGAUGGAGGACCCAGCCUACUGGAGGACUGUAAGAGACAAGACCACAGGGAGAGAGGUGGUCCUGACUCAGCAGCAGAUGGAACUUGUCCAGCGACUGCAGAGCUCACACUUUCCCGAGGAGGGGUAUGACCAGUACGAACCAUAUGUAGACUUCUUCAGUGGAGAGAAGAUGAUACAUCCUCUCAACGACACAGUCAAGCCAAAGAGCAGCUUCAUUCCAUCUCGCUGGGAGGCAAAGCAGGUGUCGCGACUGGUGCAUGCCAUCAAGAUGGGCUGGUUGAAACCACGAACCAAGUCAGACAGACCAAAGUUCUACAUGUUAUGGGGAGAAGGUGACAAGGCAGAAGUGGGUGCGCGACAUCGCAUGCACAUCCCUGCACCAAAACCACCUCUGCCAGGUCACAGCGAGUCGUACAACCCUCCCCCGGAGUACCUGCCUACUCCGAGUGAGGUGAAGCAGUGGGAAGAGGAGGAGGAGGGAGAGAGAGCAAGUUUCCUGCCUCACAAAUAUUGCAGUCUGAGAGAGGUGCCUGGCUACCAGCGGUUCAUUCAGGAGAGGUUCGAGCGAUGUCUGGACCUCUAUCUCUGCCCUCGACAACGGAAGAUGAGGGUCCAGGUGGACCCCGAUGACCUCAUUCCUAAACUGCCGAAACCUCGUGACCUCCGCCCGUUCCCUACAAAUGAAACCAUCGUGUACGAGGGUCACAGUGGUAUGGUGAGGUGUGUGGAUAUAGAGCCACUGGGACAAUGGGUGGCCUCAGGUUCAGAGGAUGGCAGUGUUCGUGUGUGGGAGAUUUUGACCGGGAGAUGUGUGAAGACGCUCUCACUACCCUCACCCCCUCACUCCCUCUCCUUCUCCCCCUCCCCCUCCUUCACUCUCCUGGCCGUCGCUGCAGGAGGUGUGGUGUAUAUCAUGAACCAUGGUAUGGGAGAUCGACUACUGGUGACCUCAACUGACUCCAGAAUGUCUGCUACCGAAACCACACCCACUGCUGCCGAGGCCACACCCACCACUACUACUUGGGAGGAAUGUACAGCAGCCGAGAAAAAGUUGGGGUUCAGACUCCGUAUCCAGCACGACAUGCCAGUGAAAGAAGUGGUGUGGCAUUGCAAGGGAGACUAUCUGGCUGCUUUAGUAGCGGAAGGUAAGUCUGUUUCUCUUUCUUCCUCUAUCCACCUAUUUAUCUUUUCUCGCUGAUGUUAAUCCCCAGAGAGCAAUACUGGAGUUGUCAUCCACCAGGUCUCCAAGAGGAGGUCCCAGAAACCAUUUAGGAGUGUUAAGGGAGUGGUUCAGAGGAUCAAGUUCCACCCAACCAGACCCCUCUUCUUCAUCGCGACACAGACAAUGGUGAAGGUGUAUGACCUGGCAAAACAGGAGCUGGUCAAGAAGCUGCAGGCUGGAGUUAAGUGGAUCUCUAGUAUUGACAUUCACCCUGGAGGUGACAACCUAAUUCUGGGAGGAUACGACAAGAGAGUGUGUUGGUUUGAUCUGGACUUGUCCAGUAAACCAUAUCGUGUCAUCAGGCAGCACAAGCAGGCAGUGAGAGGAGUUUGCUACCAUCCUCGCUACCCCCUAUUUGCCUCCUGCAGUGAUGAUGGCUGCAUCACCAUCUGCCACGGAAUGGUCUAUGAUGACCUAAUGGAGAACCCUCUAAUUGUGCCGGUGAAAGUUCUGAGAGGCCACAAGCCUGUAAAUUCAUUGGGAGUGUUAGAGGUGGUUUUUCAUCCUCAUCAGCCAUGGCUUAUUAGUGCAGGGGCUGACUCAACACUGAGACUGUAUUCAUAGUGUACAUAAGUUAUCUCUCACUCUGGCAGACCACUAUUUCAAUUUGCACAAACCAUACUAAAAAAAUACACACUAAAAGUGAGACACUAACACUUACAUGAGGAGGGGUUUGAAGUAUUGUUGCUAUCAGAAAUGUUCACUAUGUCGUCUGAGCCCUGGGCUGCUGGUCUUCGCAGCUCUGACUGGAGUGAAUCUGGCCUGUGGAGAGCGUGCGCCAGCUUCGAGAAGGCCUCUCCAAUCCCUUCGUUGGUCUUGCACGACGUCUUGUAGUGAAGUUCAAAUUUGUGGGCUGUGGCAAAGGAGUGUGCGGUGUUUUCAUCAAUCUCUCCCAGAGACUCCUGGUCUGACUUGUUCCCCACCAGCAUGCGAGUGGCGUUGGGCGCAAAGCUCUCAGUGUCUCUGAUCCACUGGGCCAGGUAGUGGAGAGACGAGGCCUCAGACAUGCUGUACACAAACACAGCUGCAUGGGCGUUGCGAUAGUAGUUCCGUGUCAGAGUCCGGAACCGUUCCACGCCAGCUGUGUCCCAGAUACUCAGCAUGACAGUCUCCCCGUCCACCUUGACGACCUUGGUGCAGCUGUCGAUGCCCGUGGUCGCCGUCUGGUACUCGUCGAACGUGUUGUCCUUGAGUCGGCGGAACAGCGAAGUCUUCCCGACCCCCAACUCGCCGAGCAGCACAACUUUAUACGUC